This is a messenger RNA of Rubroshorea leprosula, 1765 nucleotides long. The record is from the annotation of a GenBank genome assembly. Lineage: Eukaryota; Viridiplantae; Streptophyta; Magnoliopsida; Malvales; Dipterocarpaceae.
UUUCUGGGAAAAAAAUUCCAUCUCCGAUCAUGUUCAUCUAGAAUACCGAUUGCACUCGCCAUCUCCGCUCCUGGUUCUCUCUCCCUCUCGAAAACCUCCUGCUUUCCUGGCCGGCGCUGAUCCUUCCGGCUGACUUUCUGAUUGCCAUCUCCACCAGACCAAUCCAGGCAAGUUUGAUCGGCGGCGAUUGCGUUUAUGGGAUCUGAGCCCUAGCGUUCCAAUUCCGAUCUUCAGGGCUGACAAGCUACAGAGAUCUGUUUAAUUUCCGGCAGUAAAUUCUUCUGUUUCCUCUUUCCCUAGUUUUCUAUUUUUUCGGUUGCUUCUUGUUUAAUCAUGGACGGGAACAAAGAUGAUGCUUUGAAAUGCUUGAAAAUCGGCAAAGAAGCGUUGGACGCUGGGGAUCAGGCUCGUGCUCUCAAGUUCCUCACCAAAGCUCGCCGCCUUGACCCCAGUCUUGCCGUGGAUGAUCUAUUGGCAGCGGUUGGAAAGGAUUCUGAUGAUCAAUCGGUGCCAAAUUCUUCUGGGUCGACCAAAGACGACGCAUCUCGGUCCACUUCAUCUAAGCCAUCCGAUCAACCUUCAAUUCGCCAGAGGAAUACAUCAAUCGGGUCUUCAUCGUCGUCUCCAUCAUCAGCUUCUGUUUAUACAGAAGAGCAAAUAACAAUUGUGAGGGAAAUCAAGAAGAAGAAGGAUUAUUAUGAGAUAUUAGGAUUGGAGAAGUCAUCUUCUGUGGAGGAUGUUCGAAAGGCUUAUCGGAAACUUUCUCUGAAGGUUCAUCCUGACAAGAACAAAGCCCCCGGAGCUGAGGAGGCAUUCAAGGCAGUUUCUAAAGCGUUUCAAUGUCUUAGCAACGAAGAGAGCAGGAAGAAAUAUGACCUUGUGGGAUCUGAUGAGCCGGUAUAUGAGAGGCGGGCUUCAAGGUAUCAUGGAGCUCAAUCAUUUAAUGGAUUUUAUGAUGCUGAUUUUGAUGCUGAUGAGGUAUUUAGGAAUUUCUUCUUUGGAGGAAUGCCUCCUGCUACUACCCAUUUCCGCAGCUUUAAUUUUGGGCCUGGGAUGGGAGCAAGAAUGGGCGAUAAUGGCUCUGGUGGUUUCAACAUUCGCACAUUGAUUCAAUUAUUACCGGUGUUACUCAUCCUCCUUUUGAAUUUUUUGCCAUCUUCGGAGCCGGUUUAUUCACUGUCUCGCUCAUACCCUUAUGAGUACAAAUUCACAACUCAAAAGGGAGUGAAUUAUUAUGUGAUGUCAACAAAGUUUGAGGAGCAUUACCCUCCUAAUAGUCAUGAGCGUCUACGGCUUGAGGAGCGUGUUAACAGGGAUUAUUUCCAAGUGUUGGCACAAAACUGUAGGUUUGAGCUGCAGCGGCAGCAGUGGGGCUUUAUUCGUGAGACACCACAUUGUGAUUUGUUACAGAAGUUUCAGUCUGCAGCUUGAUGGCUAAGAUUUGAGGUCUCUUUGAUUUAUUUUUACUUUGAUUUAGCUUGCAUUCUGUUAAUUCAAAACUUUAGAUGAUGGUUGUCUACUUGUUUUGAGGAUAAUAUUAGUUUAAGGAAACAUAAUAAGUAUGUUUCAUAAGCAUGAGUAUUUGAGAUACUGUUUUAACUAAAGCAUAGAAAUGAGCUUAUUGGCAUCUCUGUUGCUAUGUUUUUAUGAAUGUUGAUGCAUUUGGUUUUGAGGAUACAUGUUUAUAAUACGUUCUGCAUCUUAGGUUCUUAAAAGUAUUACUCAUAACCUUUUUAUUGUAAUAGAAUAGAAGAAUGAGUCUGGU